Molecule: messenger RNA, 1551 nt
Organism: Magnusiomyces paraingens
Lineage: Eukaryota; Fungi; Ascomycota; Dipodascomycetes; Dipodascales; Dipodascaceae
Exons: 4
Coding region: 1-1551 (516 amino acids)
Biological process (GO): protein neddylation
Cellular component (GO): cytoplasm
Molecular function (GO): NEDD8 activating enzyme activity
Source: RefSeq, a predicted model, not a curated record
AUGACACCUUCGGAAAAAGAUAUCAAAUUUGAUCGUCAACUGAGAUUAUGGGGUCCAAUUGGACAGAGAUUAUUGGAAAAGUCGCAUAUAGCUCUUGUUGGUGCUACACCUGUAGGCUCUGAGCUAUUAAAGGAUUUAAUUUUACCAAAUAUUGGGGAGUUCACAAUUAUAGAUGGAGGAAAUGUAACUGAAGAAGAUAUUUCAGCAAAUUUUUUUGUAGGAUCUGAUAGCUUGGGCAAACCUAAAGCUCAGGAAGUAAAAGAAUUUCUUAAUGAACUAAAUGAAGAUGUGUCGGGUAAUUACAUCAAUAAGGAUGUCAAAUCUUUAUUAAACUAUCCACUUUCAUUUUGGAAAAAUUUUAAUGUGGUUGUAACAUCGGGUAAUGAUCCAUCAUUUUCAGCUCAACUUUCAGCAAUUCUUUUCCCCCUAAAUAUUCCAUUGAUAGUCCUUGAAUCUAUGAGUUUUUAUGCAUACAUGCUAAUUGUGGUUAAGGAGCAUACAAUUAUUGAAACGCACCCAGCAUCUCUUGUGGAUCUUCGUCUCAAUAAACCAUGGCCUGCUUUGCUUGAGUUUGUUGACCAUUAUGACCUUGAUGUUUUAGAUGAUGUUGACCUUGCACAUGUUCCAUAUAUCGUUAUACUAUUAAAAUUUUUGAAUUCAUGGAAAGAAUCGCAUUCAGGAUUGCCACCAACAAAACGGGAAUUAAAAGAUUUCAAGGCGGUUAUUCUAUCUUUUAGAAAAAGUUCAGAUCACAUUAAUUUUGAUGAAGCAAUAGCUGCAGCAGGACAUUUAUUUUCCCCAUCUACAAUACCAGACAACCUUCAAACAAUUCUUAAUGACCCCAAAACGAAUCUAGAUUUUAAUUCUUCUAACUUUUGGAUUCUCGUGUCUACUUUAAAGGAAUUUAUUGAGCGCCCCGAAUCUGGUGGAUGCUUGCCUUUGACAGGAGUUUUACCCGAUAUGACAGCUGAUACAGAGGGUUUCAUUCGGAUGCAGGAAAUAUACAGAGAAAAGGCGAAAACAGAUAUUGACUUUUUUACCGAAAUUCUUCAUUCUAAACUGACACAGCUCAAUCGCAGUAUUGAUAGCAUACUGCCUCAAGAAAUUGAAACUUUUUGCAAAAAUUCUAAAAAUAUAAAGGUAAUUAGGGGCUCUUCUCUCGAAGAAAUUCACAAAACUCCUAGAAUUAUUGGAAUAGAGCAUGAACAAUUUCAUGUGUUUUUAGCUAUAGAAACUUCUAAAUAUUUUUAUGAAAGGAAACGGAGGCAUCUCGGGCGUGCUGAUAAUGUUGAAGAAGACAUUGAAGUAGCAAAGGAAAUUGCUAAGGAGGUUUCAAAAAAGUAUGGUAUCAAUGAUGUCUAUCCUGAUACUCAUAAAGUCAUUGAGGAAAUUGCUCGUGCUGGAUCUUAUGAACUACAUAAUUUAGCAGCUCUGAUGGGUGGUAUAGGAAGCCAAGAAGUGGUAAAACUUAUUACCCAUCAAUAUUCUUUACUAGAUAACUUGGUUGCUUUUGAUGGAGUAAUGAGUAAGCUGCAAACAUGGAAGUUGUAA